Molecule: messenger RNA, 2152 nt
Organism: Amaranthus tricolor (Joseph's coat)
Lineage: Eukaryota; Viridiplantae; Streptophyta; Magnoliopsida; Caryophyllales; Amaranthaceae
Product: aluminum-activated malate transporter 2-like
Exons: 6
Coding region: 114-1667 (517 amino acids)
Biological process (GO): malate transport
Cellular component (GO): plant-type vacuole membrane
Source: RefSeq, a predicted model, not a curated record
UGGUUUUCAUAUAAUAAUGUUCUCCUUUUUUCUUAUUUUAUUAUUUCUAAAUCUUUAACAUAAUAAUAUUUCAUUCUACUCUAAGCACUAUAAAUACUGAUAAAUAAGUGCCUAUGUUGGGUACCUUCCACUUCUCAUGCCCAUAUCAUAUCUUAUUCUUCCUCUUUAUAAUUUUAAUAAAGCAAAGCAAAAAGAAGACACUCAACAAUAUGGACAGUAGUGAAGUCAUUACAUCUACAAAUGAUGAAAAUUUUGGUUGUUUCACUCGUGUUUGUAAUAAAAUCAGGUCCUUGUUUAAGAGACUGUAUGAAAAUAUGAUUAAAUUUGGCCGGGAGGCGAUGAAAUUAGGAAAAGAUGAUCCUAGAAGAAUUUACCACGCCUUAAAAGUUGGAUUAGCGAUUACGGUGGUUUCUUUAUUCUAUUAUUUCCAACCUAUCUAUGAUGGGUUUGGUGUGUCUGCUAUGUGGGCUGUUAUUACGGUCGUCGUAGUUUUCGAGUACACUGUAGGAGCAACCUUAGGGAAGGGUUUCAAUAGAAUGAUAUCAACCCUUGUAGCAGGGUUUCUAGGAGUGAUAGCUCAUUACGUGGCUGAUCUUUCUGGGAACACAGGAGAGCCUAUUUUACUUGCUCUCUUUGGCUUUAUAGUAGCUGCAAUAUUUACAUUUAUGAGGUUUUUUCCAAAGUUGAAGGCGAGAUAUGAUUAUGGACUAAUGAUAUUCAUAUUAACGUUCGCUUUGGUUGCCGUAUCGGGGUAUCGAGAUGAUGAGGUGAUAAAGAUGGCGCAACAAAGAUUGUGGACGGUUAUGAUUGGAAGUAUUAUUGCAAUGCUCAUUUGCGUAUUCAUUUCCCCUGUUUGGACUGGAACUGAACUCAACAAUCUUAUUGCUUCCAACAUUGAAAAGCUUGCCAUAUUUUUUGAAGGAUUUGGAAGUGAAUAUCUUAAAACAACAGAACAAAAGCCAAAGCAAGACCGCUCUAAUUUUCGACAACAGUACAAAAUUGCUCUAGGUACUAAAAGCACUGAAGAGACCAUGGCGAACUUUGCUAAAUGGGAGCCAGCCCACGGCAAGUUUAAAUUUCGGCACCCAUGGAAACAAUAUCUAAAGAUCGGAACCCUAGUUCGACAAUGUGCUUUCCGAGUUGAUGCACUCGACAAUUACCUUGACUAUGACAUGCAACAAACACAACCUGUAAUCCAAGAAAAUUUCAAACAAAUAUGCAAAAAGUUGAGCUAUGAAUUAGGCAAUGUUAUGAAAGAAGUAGCAUCAAGUAUCAAGAAGAUGAAAAAAACAUCAGCAGUAAAAUCACAGUUGACUGAUACAAAACUUGCUGUUCGGGAUCUAAAAACUUUGCUUCAAGACAAAAGUUUAUGGGAAAAAUUCAAUCUUUUAGAAGUGUUACCAGUUGCAACUGUUGCUUCAAUACUUAUUGAAAUUGUAAAUUGUAUAGAAAAUAUAGUAGAAGAGGUACAUGAAUUAGGUUGCAUGGCAAAUUUUAAGUCUAUGGAAAACGCAAUUGGACCAGUAAAAGAGUUGUCUGACGUUAUUAGACCUCAUUAUAUUGUCACCGUUGAUGAUGACGAAGAAGCAACUAAUAAGAGCAAUGUAAUUCCAAAUCACAAAGGGAUGAUUUCACCAGCAGAAGCAGAAAUAAAGAGUAUAGGCUAAGCAUGCUAUGAAUUAGGGCGACUAUAUGACUUGUAAAUAAUAUUACUAAUUAUAGAGGCCAAAAAUAACUCGAAAUCGUAGUGAUGUUUUUGCCAAGGAUGUCUUGACCUAGUUGUUAAGAGUUAAGACUAAGGUACGUACUAAUAGGUACAUUAGGUCUGUGCGCUUAAAAUUAUGUUCUAUCAUUGUAAUAUUAAAUUUGUAAUGGGUUUCACACUAAUAUUUCGAAAAUUUAAAGAAGGAUGAAGAAAAACAUAGUAUACACAUGCAUGAGAAAAAAGAACAAAGUUUUAAAUGGAUAAAGUACAUACACCGUACCAAUAUAAAUGGUGAGCCUUAGACACCUUCUACUCACAUAGUAUUAUAUUUUGUCAAGGAUUAAUACAUAUAGAAAUAUAACUCACAAUCUAAGAACUCGCUUACUUGAGUUUAAAGUUCUCUCCUUUGAUGAAAGUUUCACACCAAAGGAAAGAAGACACAUCCUU